GUUUUCACCACCCAGGACUCCUUUUGAAGGGUUUAGCCAUCACAAAACUUGCCAUGUGACCCAGUUAGGGCCCAAUUCUCCCCAUUUAACUUGUAGCUGUCAGCAUUGGGGAUUUGGACUCUGACUGAAGGAUUGACCCCCCGAGCACUGUCUUAGGAAUGCCACCAACCAUGUUCAAUAGUAGACACAAAGCUGCUGUUCGAGGCCAAAGGGUACGAGCCGUCAUCGCAUGCGAGUUCUGCCGCCAAAAAAAGCUCAAAUGCAGUAACGAUCGUCCAACCUGCCAGCAAUGCCAGGCCCGUGGAAGAGAUUGUACCUACGUGGAAACCCUCAAGCUCCCUCGGCCAUCUAAGGCGCGCAUAUCCCGUUUGGAGGAAGAAAACAGACGUCUCAAAGAUUCACUGGCCAAGUUCGAGCAGCAGUUGAGGUCCCAGCGAGUUGACGAAGCACCUGAAACACAACAGCCAAUGGUGUCUGUAUCCCUGUCACACCAACUGGUGUCAGGGUCUACACCAGAAUCAUGUGAUGGAUCAAGAAGAAGAAAAGAGAGCGUGGCUCCCCACAAUCUGAAUAAUCCGCCAUUAGAUUCCCAGCCCGCCAGCCAGGUCGACACUGUUGCGCAAUCACAUGGACCGACAAGUGCGGUCACUGAUGAAAUCACUUCAAACCUCGGCAUGAUGGCUAGAGGGCUUCCUCACCAUGUCGAGGAACCGGAAGCCCUCCGAAAUGCCUUGUUUGCAAACUCAGCCAGGCUAAGUCAGUUGGAGAAAAUCCACUUCAGUGCCGGCCAAUAUGAUUUCGAUGGGGUGGAACCUCAGGUCGCAAUGCGUCUCUUAUUGCUGUUCUGGGACCGCCAGCUCGACGUCGGUGCGGUUGUUUAUAGACCUGUCUUCAUGAGAGACAUGGCAUGUAAUGGGCCAUACUUCUCUAAGCUGCUUCUCAAUGCCAUAUACUUCACCGCCUCAAAAAGCUGUUGCCACGAGGAAGUUUUCGAUGAUCGAAGCGACGCGCUGACAGCCGGUCGAAUAUUUCGGCGACGAAUCAUGGAACUGAUCGGUGGUCAUAUUACCACUAGCGAAAUACCUACAGUGCAAGCUCUUCUUUUACUCUCUCAUGCUUUAUUCAACUGGUGUGAUGAGAAGAGUCUGUCGUGGCUAUACUCUGGCAUGGCUUUCAAUAUGAUCACCGAUUUAGGCAUACACGCCAGCCAUAGCGCGGAUCCGAGGGUCGGCAGACUGACCCCCGAAGAUAUCGAAGCCAGACAGAGAGUAUUCUGGGGUGCUUACACCAUCGACAAGUUCUUGUCAUUAUAUCAGGGAAGGUGCAUUCGUUUGCGAGAUGCUGACACGAGCUUACCUCUACGGUUUCUCGACGAAUAUGAAGAGUAUGAGACAUUGCACGCAUCGUCAUCCUAUGCGAGCGCCAAUGGAAUUUCCGACCCCCCUGCCCAUAACAUCUCAAUCCUGAAAGGUUACUGCUCUCUUUCCAUCAUUAUGUCUGGCAUCCUGGACACUCUAUACGCAGAGCGCAGCACCACCAAGGAGCCAUCCAUUCUCCUUGAUGCCUCAUCAUCCCUAUACCACCAGCUCCAGAGUUGGCUCAAGGCUGUCCCACCCAUCCUGGCGACUCCAUUGUUGCAGAUGCCUAGCAGGACUGCGUCGCCGCAUAUCCUUUCGUUGAGGGCAUUAUACCAUACAUUGGAAAUCCUUCUUCACCGUCCAUUUGUGUCCGAUGGGCAUCUGCGCGGUGUGUCAUUGUCAGCCGCGUCGGUAGCAUUCAACACGUGUGUCUCUGCAGCUGUUUCAAUAGACCACAUACUCUGCUGCUACGGAAGAGCAUUUUCGAUGAGAUUGGCACCAUACAUUAUAUCAUACGCAACGUACGUAAGCGCCACAAUUCAUGCCAGGGUGGCUGCGCAGAGCGCCCCAGGAUCCCAAGCCCAUGCUUCGCUCCGGAGGUGUAUUUCGACGCUCAGAGAGCACCAGGAAUCAUCACUAGGGCCCAAGAAAGCUCUGGAGGUAAUUCAGAAUCUUAUCAAACGCAUCCGUAUUAACAUAGACGACAACUACACUACUGCCUCGCCCAGUAACGCGACCCCAGAAGACUCUGCAACUAUUCCUGAAACAUGCGGUGUAUACCGUGACUCAGAUAGGCGCAACACAGACUCCAGUGCAGGUCCGUCCCAGAUCUGUACUCCGAAUGAGGGAUCUAUUAUGCCUCCGGAGACACUUGAGUACGACAUGGACUGCAUCUUCGAAAGCUUCAAUAUACCUCAUAGGAGCGUUAUACAGUCUUUGCACAAUUCCCCACCCCAGGAUGACGCGGAUAAGAUUUGGGAAGCUAGUAUGUUAGAUACGAUGCAUGUCUCGUUUCCCUUGGAUCCUCUAUACGGGCUGGAAAACAUUCCUAGCCUUCUUUAAGCACGGCAAUUAUAUCAAUCCGUAUCAUUCUAUAAAGUGAUUAUAUAUCGAGAACGCGGAACAAUGACAACCGAACAUGAUGCCAGGCGAUUACAAUUGGCAUG
This is a messenger RNA of Aspergillus alliaceus, 2524 nucleotides long. Its product is annotated as Zn(II)2Cys6 transcription factor. NCBI's taxonomy places the organism in Eukaryota, Fungi, Ascomycota, Eurotiomycetes, Eurotiales, Aspergillaceae. Bases 159 to 2420 code for a protein of 753 amino acids. Gene Ontology annotation, molecular function: zinc ion binding; DNA-binding transcription factor activity, RNA polymerase II-specific; DNA binding. Gene Ontology annotation, biological process: regulation of DNA-templated transcription; DNA-templated transcription. The record is from RefSeq and is a predicted model, not a curated record. The transcript has 6 exons.